CUCCCAAAGCGUCAGCAGCGAUAGUCAGCAACACACUGUGGUGGCAGAUCAGCGGGGCGGUGCGCAGAGCGGGAUAAAGCUUCACUGUGUUUCAUCCAGAAAAGGAAGAAGGGAAAAUAAAAAUAAAAAAAGGGGGUCUCAUCCCUCCAUUUCCAGACUUCCAACAACUUCACCGUGCCUGCUGUGCGGAUCUCACCGGCUGUGCAGACCGGGAGAAAACCGGGAACUUAACGGAACUAAAAAAAAACAGGGGACGGUGCCAGGCAGAUUAUCUGUGAGGUGCUGUGACAAUUGCGCAGUAGACGGAAGACAAGGCGACCAUUUCCCCCCGGAGGAACUCUCCAAGUGUUGGAAACUUCCCGGCGCAGCAUCGAUCGAGGACCUCCCGCCCACUUUUACCUCCCGAUCCACGACCCUGGAAGGAAGGAAGGGGGGGAAAGAGAGAGAGAGAGAGAGUCCUGCAGUGGCUGUGGUGGAUGGAGCAACAAAAGGCUGGAUGUUUAAACUAGAAGAGCCGCUCACAUAAAGAACUCUCCUUUCCGUCUCCUCGUCUGCUGCUUCCCUCGCAGACUCCCAUCACCUCUUCUGCAGCCGCUUGGAUCUCAUUUCGAGGAUCCGGCCAGGUUCUACUUUGUGCAAACUCUCCGCCAGAGAGAGAGAGAGAGGUGGGGGGGCGGGGGGGAAUCGGCGGUGACGUGAAAUUGAUGCUUUGCUGUGGAGAGAAGCGCGCACACACGAGCCUCUAGUUUUGCCCCAAAAGUCUCGUUGCUUUUCUCAGUGAGGGAGGUAGACCAAUUUAGUUGGGGGGCCGAAGUGGGGAUUUUUUUUGUUGUUGCAGAAGUUACAUGCCUGGUCUUUGUCGUCACGAGUGAGACCCGAUCAUACAGAGAGUCAGGUUUAUCAGAGAAGAUCCGGAUAGUUGAGGAGCCAUGGCGAUGUGUGUGGGGAUGUGGAUCCUCCUCUUAGCGCUGCACGUCCAAGCUGGCCAUGGACAGAUGGUACAGAUGGACUCCAGUAAGUCGGGCUUCGUGGGAUCACAAGUGGAGCUGCGCUGCAUUUUCAUCAACAGUAACCCACCGGUCAAGAUCUCUCAAGUCACCUGGCAGAAGCAGCUGAACGGCACCAAGCAGAACGUGGCCAUCGCCAACCCGGCGCUCGGCGUGUCCGUCCUGCCGCCCUUCAAAGAGCGAGUCACCUUCAAGCAGGCGGCGGUCCGCCACCGCACGCCCUCACUGGAGGACACCACCAUCGUGUUCUCCAACCUGCAGCUGUCCGACGAGGCCGCCUACAUCUGCGAGUACACGACGUUCCCCGCAGGCAACCGGGAGAACACGGUCAACCUCACCGUGUAUGCUCGGCCCUUGACUCGCAUGAACCUGACGACACCCACCAUCGUGGCGAGGGCUCAGAAACGCAAGAUGACCGUCGCCACCUGCUCGUCGUCCAACGGGAAGCCCCCGAGCGUGAUCAAAUGGGACACCAGGUUGAAGGGCGAGGCCACGUUCCAGGAGACGCGCAACCAAAACGGGACGGUGACCGUGCGGAGCAACUACGUGGUGGUGCCGAGCCGCGAGACCCACAGGCAGAGGCUGACGUGCAUCGUGUCGUACAGGAACGAGAGGAUCACCGACAGCGUGGUGCUCAACGUGCAGUAUGAACCUGAGGUGAAGAUCGAGGGCUUUGAUGGAAACUGGUACCUGAACCGUCAGAACGUUCAGCUGACCUGCAGAGCCGACGCCAACCCCCCUGUCACCAUCUACCAGUGGAAACUCUUGAACGGCUCCCUGCCCAGCAAUGUGGAGAUCAGGAACAACACUCUGUUCUUCAAGGGGCUGGUGACCUACGACCUGGCCGGAACGUACGUGUGCGACGCCACCAACGGCAUCGGGACUCGCACCGGCAUCGUGGACGUCAACAUUACAGAAAUCCCUAUCAACCCGCCAACUGGGGGCGAUGAGAUCCGCCAGGAGCAGCACAAUACAGGUGCCGCCAUCGGGGGAGCAGUGGGGGGCGUCGCCCUAUUGGGCGCGGCCGCCAUACUGCUCUUCGUAUUCCUGCGCCGCCGCCAGCGCACCUUCAAAGGAGACUACAGCACCAAGAAGCACGUGUUCGGGAACGGGUACAGUAAGGCCGGAGGGCUGCCUGCACACCCUCCCGUCCCCAAAAACCUGCAGUACCCCGACGACUCAGACGACGAGAAGAAACCCGCCCAGAUCGGCGGCACUGGAGGGUUCGAGGCGGGCGAGCGUGAUUUCGACGGCGAGCAAGAGGACCUGAAGAGGCCCUAUUUCACUGUGGACGAAGGCGAGAGCCGAGAUUAUGACGAGCGGACUCUGGCCUUCCAGUAUGCCCCUGAACCGGAGAUAGCCGAUGAUAUGAUCUCUCAAACCGACGGCUCUGUCAUUUCUAAGAAAGAGUGGUAUGUUUAGGGGCAUGCACCAAGCAAACCAAACAACCCUUUUGUCCCCCACCUGCAUUCCACUGCACCCCUCACCUCCAUCACGUCCCCCGCCCGGCCAUUCAUCACACUGCACCCUUCACAGACCCACUCCUCCUUCGGUCAACCCAGUACUCCCCUUCUCCCUCCUGACUCCCCCCACCCCAUAUCAGACCCCAUCCAACUAAUCUCAAUGGAAAAAUCAAGUGUCUAUUUAAAGUGCUAGCAACAUCACCGUGUCAACAGGACAGCUUUGGUUUCAGUUCAUCAGGUGAACGGGCAGAAAAACAAACUGAGGUAUGUAAACGGCCUCGCUGGCACCCGACCACGCGAGGCCAGGGAGGUGAUCGGUUGAUUAAUACUGGUGUAAUAUUCCUUUUUGUGUAUUUUUUCAUGUUCUAAAUGUAUUAAAUGUGUAAAAAAAAAAAAAAAAGAGACUGCAGGUUGGGGUGUUGCUGGGCACAUUUGUGAAAGUCCUACACUGGAUUUGGUUUGAUUUCAUUAGCAUUGCCGUUUUGUUGUUUUUUUAUAAUGUCUUUUUGUAUGAUUUCUAAGUGACCUGAGAAUCCAGAGUUUAAUGUCUGACAUGAUUACAGAUGGAGUUUUAAGUGUUUGUAAUUUUGUGGUCAAAUGUUUCAGAGAAAGAAAGAAAAAAAAAAAAAAGAAGCUCCAUACAGAACCUGUGUUCUUUUGACCGGGGUUAUCGUCCAUCAAUUUAACCAUUUUUAUAUAUUGACAGCAUUAAAAAAAAACAGAUAUUUUAAUGCUGUUUUCCAAAGAAAUGCUUACAUUUUCUUAACACCCCUCUGUGUUUAUAUGCUUGGAGUGAGUCAACGGAGCCAUCUGGACAUGGCUGUAACAGAGAAAAGGAGUGUUUUUUUUAAUUUUUAUUUUGUAUUUCAAUCACAUAACAUUACUUUACACAUCAGAACAACCGGAAUAGUAGAGGGAGAGAAGGGCUGCAAUCCUAUCACAAACAACAGUUUCACCUUUUUUUUUUUAAGUGGUGCAUCACAAUCAUGUCCUAAGUGGUCCGGUGAUUCUCGUUUUCCACAGAAACCUUCAAUAACGCUCUGAAAUGUCAUGAUUGUCACUUGACUUGAACAGGUCGACCUGUGUGCACGAGCUCUCAAUCUGACCACUAUAAUGAAAUGUCUGUUUCUUGUGUUGAGUUGUCAUAAUGAUGUUUUGUUCUCACCCCUCUGUCAGAGAAAAGUGUCAGGGGAAUUCUCUCCAAUAAUGACUCUGUCUGUCCUCAUAAUUGUGUGACUCUGUGCUGAAGAUUGGCUUAAGCCUCCCUGCUUACUCCGACAGCAUUUUCUAUGAGGAGUCGUCCACUGACGUAAAAGGACUCGGAUAGGAGGAAACUGUCAAUUCAUGCUCUGAUUUACGUCUGCAGAGAACAUAUUGAAACAUGUAAAGGGAAUUAUGAUGGUGGCCAUGCUGAGUAUAAUAUGUCACCUGCUGCUUUCACCAUGUUUUUGUUACAUCUUUUUUUUAUUUUCUAAAAUGAUUUUCAGUGUCUGUUCGGGGGGAUUUUAAAGGAAUGAAUGGUCGUCCUUCGCUCUAUGUGGGCAUAGACCGCAGCCAAUGGGGAAACAAUGACCCUGUCUGAAGGCAUUAUAUAUUUCUGGCUUUAGAAAAUCACUGCUAACACGUGCCAGUGGAUGCUAGCAUCGCAAAAUUACUUGUUUCUGUCCUCAUCUUCGAGGUCCAUUACACAAUAAGCAAAAAUGCAUUUGCUUGGAACAAAAAAAAAAAAACUUGAGUGUGACUUAUCGGAUAAAAACGGAAGCAAAGGCGCAAAUCUGGUGGAUAUAAACAGCAGGCUCUGAACAAUAUAAAUACUAUACCAAGCCUUAUUUUAUGCAUGUUUUUUUUGUGUUGGAGUGGAUGUGCGUGUGUUGCUAUUUUUUCUGUAUCAAUUCAAAGUGCUUUUGUCCUCAUUUGCAGCUCAAAAGACAACACUCUGUCAGUGCUGUCUUUCAGUAUUGAAAGAGGUAUGAGUUAUGGGCACUUGGUACCCAGCGACAAUAUUGCAGUUAACACACAAAAAAGUAUAUAAAUAUAUAAAUAUAUAUAAAUAAAGAUGAAAAAAAAUAGCAUCUCUCUGAGAGCAGAUCUCUCUGCCAGCCGGAGAUGUGAAUGUUUUACACUUCAUGCUUGUCUACUGUAUGUUUUUAGAUGAGCAUGUUGAUCACGAGCCUCAAUUUAUACCACACGUUCAACACAGAUGGACAUUAAAACGUGAGAAAUAUCAUGUUUCUUUCUCAAAGUCUGUUGUUUCAGUUGAGUUACAUUUUUGGACAGCCUUCUUUCUCUUUUAUAUCCACAACAGUUUGGGAGAGAUGGUGCUUGUUUGCACCAGAACGUGUCAGAGGGAGAAUCAGUAAUGGAUGGUAGAGGGGUUGCUACUUUUCAAAGAGCAAAAAAGGUAAAUUACACUUUUUAUAGCUGUUAGUUUAUUUUUUUCACCUGCCGAUGAACUGCUUUGAUGUAGCUCUUCAGUUUUGCGUCACAGCACGAUGGAGAAAAACAUGUGAACCGCAUGUUUUGAUGUUUGUUGUUUUGUCCUUCUUGCAUUCAGUGCCUAUCAAAGUCAGGAGACAUGAGGUAGUCUGAACUGUUGCUGCUCCAUCAUUUAAGUUACUCAUGCCACAGAGUAAAAUAGUACUGAUGUCUGACCUGGACUGCAAACCUCUUCAAUACACACACACACACACACACACACACCACGUUCACUUCCUGAUUAUGUUAGUGAGUCUAGUGAGGAUGUUCCUCCAUCCAAGCUCCUCCAUCCAGCACAAAAGCAACAAAGAGUCUGCAUUUGAUCUCUAAAUCAAUUGAUCUCCAAAAAGCUGCAUUCAUUACCAUAUUAAAGUUUCAUGCCGGCUAAAUGGUGAAACAGCACUUUUUUUCCCCAGCCGAUACUGGAUAGUUUAAAGUCCUAAAGAGAUCGAAGUCUUGCAACUUAGUUGCGCAUCGCUGACUUUUCUAAGCACAACAAUUGAAAUCUAUUAAAAAGAGAUUUAACUUGUAAACUGGAAAAAAAAAAAAAAGGCCCAACUUUUGGCCCCAAGCAAAGAUCAACUCUGCCCCCCCCUUUUAAAGCACAAGAUCAAGGUUUCAUUUCACUUGGUUCUGCAUCCAUUAUGAAACCACUGCCACAUUGGCUUCUCAGACAUGUCGGGGAGAGAGAGAGAAAAGCAUUUCAGAUGUAAGUGGACAUGCUGUAAACUGGUAGAUGUUAACAUUGUCUUCAUGUCGUCGGGGUGUUAUGAGUUUCUAUUUUGUAAUACUGACUGUAACUUCAUUCCAUCCUAAUCUACUUUUUGUAUUCAGUAUGUUCGACAUUCCACUGUAAAUACUGUACAUAGGGUUGAGAUUAUAGUCGGGAUUUAUUUAGGGACAACUGCGUAGGGACCCUGUUCGUGUAAAAUAUUCCUAUUUUGACUGCAAAACCUAGAGACCCCCCAUGAUGAUAGAUGAAGUGGAUGCAUAGCUUACUUCCAAAGUCCCACCUCUAAAAAUGAUGUUUUUAUUCUACCACUAGCGGCUUCGCUGUCAUACAAAAGGGGUGAUGCAUACAGUUUGUGGAUUUAAUGUUAUUGAGAGAAAAAUCAAAAGAGAGAAAUUGUCUGUAUGCAGCCAUGUGAAUGUAUAUUUCUGAGGGUGUUACAAAUAUGAAAAAAAAAUCUCUUGUUCAAUUGUGAUGACCCAGUGAAGUAACUUGUAUUUGUUUUAAGCAUUAAAUGAGUUCAAUAGUCAACAAUGUACUGUCCCAGUUCACUGAUUGGAUAGAUGUGUGUUAUCUGAUUGAAUAUGCUCCUCGACUGCUGCAUAUUUCUUAUCGCUGUGUAUUGAUUUUGGUAAUUGCACUCUCCCAAUCGUUUUAAUCAGUAAUGUAUCCCUGUCGCCUCAUGCAGGUGCUCAUUUGGAUUUAUCCUCCAGCGUUAUCCCUUCCUGUGAGCCUGCAGGAAAUAAAAAGGUUUAAUCUGCGCGUGGACGUUUUAGUUUAGUUCUAACAAUUACAGACCUUGUUAGCACAAUGUUUUAAAUCCAGAUGUUUUCUGCUUCCCAGAACACAUUUCUUUUUCGGUUAAAUCUUCCCGAGCGGGCUGAGGCAUCCAGCCGUUAGCCAGAGCUCCCUGUUCUGCAAUGCAGCAUCCAAUAUUCAGCUCUGCAUUCGUUCCAGGUUUGAGAAUUAAAAGGCUACAGAGGCGGCUGCGGUGCUAAUGCAGGAUGAUUCUCUUUGGAUUCAGCCGUGGCUUCCUCCAUUGUUCUCGCCUGUUGUCAUGCCUGAGCCUGAGACCAAUCCCAUCACAAUGAAAUCAACACAAUCAAACACGGUUUAGAAAUGUGGUGUAACUCAGACACAGUUUAUUUUUAAAAGUCCGGAACAUAUUUUCCACCUUUAACAGCUUCCAUCGCUUAGAGAAGACCAUUUUCAAAACGCGGGAAGUGAAAUGUACUCGUAUACUGAUAAUUAUUUUCUGACAGGCUAACAAAAGACACUUAAAGGGAUACAUAUCAAUAACAAGUGUUGGUACUGGUUAGAACUGUAGCUUUUUUGAGGGUUUUAUUCUCUUUAAUUGGGAGCAAAAAAAACGCCAGGCGGAUUUUGGUGCUGAGUUUGGGUGCUUAAUGAAGCGACAGUGAUAUGAUGAGAGAGGCCCAGUGUAGAGCAGACGGAUCUGUCUCAGACUGUGGGACUCGAGUGCAGACAUCUGCAGCGUGCACAUUAAGAACAGCCCAGAGUUUGCAGCUGUUGCCAUCCAUUUGCUAAAAGAGCCCUUUGUAGCCCAGGGGCCUUUGAUGGCACAUAGGCUUUUAAAAUGCACGGCCAUCUCAGAGGCGCCGGUGGAAAUCUACAAAAUUUCUUCUUCCAGAGAACUCUUAGGAUGAACUAUGGCUGGAUUUGCGUUUCAAAAUAUGCUCCUCAUGGGGCUGUAAAAUCAAAAGGGAGUCUUCUAAAGCAACCUCAUGUUUUGUCGGCUCAUUCAGCCUCAUGUAAUAUCAGAGAAUACACAUUAUAAAGCUAUGAUACAAAGACUCAAAUCUCUACACAGAUAAAUGACCUUGUCUGCAAUGAGGGUUUGCUGUUUGUUGUUGUUAAAAGGUUCAGACAACCUUUCUAUUCAAGGUUCAGCAGGCCUCCAGUAACAACAAUGCAGCCCCGUGAGGUGCUGGUUUUCAUUACGCUUCAUUUCUGAGUUUCUUUUAAACGAGCAUUUUGAUUUUAAUCCGCCACAGAAGCAAACUCUCAAAGAUUGCGUCGAAAAAGAAACUUUUUUGCGCUGCUGUGAAAUGUUGAGUUGAAUUUAUCAAUCUUCAAGGCUUCAGGAAAGCAAACAGGCAGCCAAUUCCAUGAGUCGUUAAACAAUAGUGAUUAAACUGUUAAUGGACUUACUGUACAUGCAUGAGCGACCCAUUGGGCUGGAUGCUGGAGGGGAGGGAGGCUCGGAGCUGGAAGGCCAGUUUUGUAUACAGAUACACUUACUGAGAGAAAAGAGGGGAAAUGUGUGAUUUCUUCAAAUGAUGGUGUUUCAAUUUAGGAUCUAUAUUCAGUGGAAUACUUCAGUGGAGUAUUGAUGUUGUUA
Molecule: messenger RNA, 8037 nt
Organism: Labrus mixtus (cuckoo wrasse)
Lineage: Eukaryota; Metazoa; Chordata; Actinopteri; Labriformes; Labridae
Gene: nectin1b
Product: nectin cell adhesion molecule 1b
Exons: 6
Coding region: 930-2429 (499 amino acids)
Biological process (GO): homophilic cell-cell adhesion; protein localization to cell junction; heterophilic cell-cell adhesion
Cellular component (GO): adherens junction
Source: RefSeq, a predicted model, not a curated record